UUCUUUUGGUUUCUAUGGCUAAGCCCCGCCCACGUGUUUCUCUCCCAUUCGUCCAUGGCUGAUUUCCUUGGUCCCACAGGAUAGACUCUCACGCGCAUGAUGAACAAAAGGAAUAGCAUAGAGCUGUGAGAGAGAGAGAGAGAGAUUACAUACCAUUUUCUUCAGUUUUCCGCCAUUGAAGUAUGGCUUCGAAGCUUUGUGAUUCCUGUAAGGUGGCCGCUGCCACUCUCUUCUGCCGAGCUGACUCUGCCUUUCUUUGCCUUGGCUGCGACUCCAAAGUCCAUGCAGCCAACAAGCUUGCUUCCCGCCAUGCGCGCGUAUGGCUUUGUGAAGUCUGUGAGCAAGCUCCUGCACAUGUUACCUGCAAGGCCGACGCUGCUGCUCUCUGCAUCACUUGCGACCACGAUAUCCACUCUGCCAAUCCCCUCGCUCGCCGUCAUGAGCGAGUUCCUGUCACGCCUUUCUACGACUCUUCCAACUCCGACAACUCUCUCGCCGUUAAGCCUGCCGCUGCAAUCAACUUCCUAGAUGAUCGUUAUUUCUCUGAUGUCAACACCGACGCCGCCGAAGAGGCCGAAGCUGCUUCCUGGCUUCUUCCAAACCCUAACCCUAAGCCAAUCGAAAAUACAGAUCUGAACUCGGGGAAGUUAGAGUUUCUAGAAAUGGAUCCUUACCUAGAUCUGGAUUACGACCGCGUAGAUCCGAAAUUAGAAGUGCGAGAGCAUAACAGCUCCGCCGCCGAUGGAGUCGUUCCGGUUCAGAGCAAAGGCGUCGAUCUCUCAUCGGUGAACGAUCGUAGCUUCGGCAUCGACUUCCCGUGCGCCAAAUCGUUCCCGUACAGUUACAAUCCUCAGUCAAUCAGUCACAGUGUAUCAUCCUCGUCGAUCGAGGUCGGAGUCGUUCCGGAGGGGAAUACGAUAACGGAGAUAUCGAAUCCGUACACGAAACCGUCGACGGAAUCGACUGUUCCACCGCUGCAAAUCUCGCCGGCAGAUCGAGAGGCGAGAGUGUUGAGGUACAGAGAGAAGAGGAAGAACAGAAAGUUCGAGAAGACGAUUCGAUACGCAUCUCGUAAGGCCUACGCCGAGAAGAGACCACGAAUCAAGGGACGGUUCGCCAAACGGACGGACAUCGAGUUGGAAGCCGACCGAGUGAGUGGAUACGGCGUCGUUCCGUCGUUCUAAGUUUGAAUAUUUAAUAAAAUAAUAAUUAAUUAAAAAAUAGUUCGUGUAAAUAGGAAGGAAGAAAAAUAGCUGGGGCAGUUGAUCAACGAAAUCUGACCGUUGGAUCAAGUACAGCUCUUUUUUUUUUUCUUUUUUCUUUUUGUGUAAAGAAAAUCUAUGGGAGUUUGGUCAAAAAGGUUUUCGAAAUCCCAAUUUUCCUUAAUUUUUAAUUUUAGAUAUUGGGAUUUUGUCUAUCAUUUUAUGAAACUUUAUUGGUGAGCUGAAUUAGCUUCGUCUUUGGUUUGGA
Molecule: messenger RNA, 1470 nt
Organism: Cucurbita maxima (winter squash)
Lineage: Eukaryota; Viridiplantae; Streptophyta; Magnoliopsida; Cucurbitales; Cucurbitaceae
Product: zinc finger protein CONSTANS-LIKE 4-like
Exons: 2
Coding region: 183-1184 (333 amino acids)
Biological process (GO): regulation of flower development; regulation of photoperiodism, flowering
Cellular component (GO): nucleus
Molecular function (GO): protein binding; zinc ion binding
Source: RefSeq, a predicted model, not a curated record